UUUAUCAUGGCUGGAUUCACGAGACAAUUUUUAUAUGUUGGUAUACUCUUAGUGGUGGAAAACUUAAUUGUACAGGGUAACGUAGUGGUCACUCUUAAUCUACUAACUUACUCAAACAACGCAAACCAAUAUCUGGACCAAGACAACGAUACCCUACACCACUGUUGUGGAACAAACACAUUAGCCAGUACCCAGAGAUGUGUGGAACCUUGUAAUCCUUCCAUAGAAGUCAACCUCAGAGUUGGAAGAAAUGGGCAAGUUUUGAAUUCUUUAAAAACUGGACGACUGGGAAAAAAUAGGCAUAUCGAGUUCAGGAAUGUGCCAACUAUUGGUGCUCUGAGAAACCCGCUGGAAGUAGAAAUCUCAAAAUGGAAUAAUAACACAUUUGUUGAGUUCCUAAUCUUUGAUGGAGGCAACAAAAAUCGUACUAUGAUACGGGACUUCUUCCAGAUAGCAUACACCAAUGUUUUGAACCAGAAUGUCACAAUACUCUACAAUUAUUUGACAAGGGUGAGUAUGAUUAUUUCUGUCCAGUGUGAUGUGGAAUUCUAUGGAGUCGACUGUUCCGGCAGAUGUUCCUCUCACGUCUCUGGGAGCCACGGCCGAUGUAAUAUGACGGGCACCAUGAUCUGUGAUGACAACUAUUUCGGACCAAAAUGUAAUAUACACUGUGUUGACACGAACAAUGGAACAUGUAAUGAUUAUGGAGAAUUAAUCUGUAACACCCAUUUCUUUGGCAAUGAGUGUUCCAGGUAUUGUGUUGACACUAGCCACGGAAACUGUACUAAUCAAGGAUAUUUACAAUGCCAGGAUGGAUAUACUGGACAAGACUGUGAAAGCAGGAUUCCCGAAUGCACGAAAGCACCAUGCGAACACGGAGGCACGUGCACGGACUUGGCAGACAAUUCAUAUAACUGUAAUUGUAGUUUAGGUUGGCAGGGAAAACGAUGCCAAGAAGACGUUAACGAAUGCCUUUUAAACGUUUGCAAAAACAAUGGGACGUGCACUAAUCUUAAUGGUACAUAUCAAUGCAGUUGUGCAAGCGGAUGGUUCGGUAUAAAUUGUGAUGCAGACAUAGAUGAAUGCUCAAACUAUCAGCCUUGUAAAAAUCAGGGUACAUGUAAUAAUGUCAAAGGUGGUUAUGAAUGUAACUGUCCCAAAAAUUGGAAGGGUAAAAACUGUACAGAUGAUGUAAAUGAAUGUCUCCUGAAUGCAUGCAAUAGUCAUGGAAACUGUUCAAAUAUCCCAGGAGCUUUUACAUGCUCCUGUCAUCCUGGAUGGAACGGGACUACUUGCAAUGUAGAUGUAGACGAGUGUACGGCGUACAGUCCCUGUCGUCAUGAAGGAUCUUGUCAGAAUAAUGUAGGAUCUUAUACCUGUCUGUGUUCCUCGAACUGGACUGGUCAAAACUGUCAAGAAGAUGUCAAUGAAUGUUUGAAGCCAAGUAUCUGCAAUGAUCAUGGUAACUGUUCAAAUACGGCAGGGAGUUUCCAGUGCGUGUGUGAUUUAGGAUACCAGGGAGAUAGGUGUCAGGCCGAUGUUAAUGAAUGCCUUGGCGGUGACUCCUGCCUGAAUGGCGGUACUUGUCAAAAUAUAUUUGGUUCCUUUUCUUGUAUAUGUCCCCCAAAUUGGACGGGUCCUAAAUGUGCCAAUGAUGUGAAUGAAUGUGAUCAAAAUAUAUGCCAUAAUAAAGGAAACUGUACAAAUCAAGUUGGCGGAUUUCUUUGUGAUUGUUUUCCUGGAUGGACUGGUGUGGACUGCGAAAUAAAUGUUGAUGAGUGUAAAAAUAAUAAUAUCUGUGGUAAUGGAGGAACAUGCGUAGAUAACAUCGGUAGCUAUCAUUGUAUCUGCCCUCCAUAUUGGACGGGUCCUGCCUGUGAGAAAGACGUAAAUGAAUGUUCAACAGGAGACUGUAAACAUGCCUCUCAGUGCGUUAACUUUCCAGGAUCCUUCAGUUGCACUUGUCAGAAAGGUUGGGUAGGAGAGGCAUGUGACAGAGACCUAAACGAGUGUACGUUUGAUAACUUUUGUUCGACGAGAAAUAGUUAUAACUGCACUAAUACUGAUGGCAGUUAUUCCUGCCACUGCAGACAAGGUUGGGGUGGUACAGCUUGCACAGAAGAUAUAAAAGAAUGCGAAAACAAUAUUCUUUCUUGUGAACAUGGUGGAACUUGCAUAGAUACGCGUGGUAGUGCUCACUGUAACUGUCCGUCUUCUUGGACGGGCAAACAUUGUGAGAAUGACGUAAAUGAAUGCAACAAUGAUGUUUGUUUUCACGGAUCAACAUGUCGUAAUUUCGUUGGUGGAUAUAACUGUACCUGUCUACGUGGAUGGAGGGGAAAGCAAUGUAAUAAUGACGUAAACGAAUGCGAAGAGAACCGGUGUAAACAUAUUAAAUCGUGUCGGAAUCUGCCGGGAUCAUUCCAGUGUGUGUGUUUAGAUGGAUGGAAAGGAGAAGAAUGCGAUGAAGAUAUAGAUGAAUGCGAAGUACAAAAAUGCUCCGGAUUCGGAAUAUGUGUUAACACUAUUGGGUCAUUUAGGUGCAACUGCCAAGAAGGACAUUCGGGAAGAACUUGUGAAAUAUUGAAUGGAAAACCUACAGUAGGGUUAAUCGGAGUGGAGAAGAUAAUGCUAGAGUUUACAGGACAUAUCACAGACCAAGAUCUUAAUAAAAUAGAAAGCUCCUUACAGGUCUUAUGUUCCUCUUUAUGUCAUGACGUCAGCGUUUUGUCAAAGGAUCAUACCUUGUCAUACAGCAACGGGAAUACGGACUUUCAAGUUCCAGUCAUUUGUGAUGGAAAACCCCUCACACGGGACCGACUAGAAACAAAAUUUAAAGAGAUGUCAAACACGCAACUGAAGGCUGCUUUUCCUUUUGAGCUAUCAAGAUUGAAAGCCAAAGAUGAUGCAAAUAAUAAGAGCUGGAUAAAACAAAAUAUUCCUAUACUUGCCGGGGCGGGAGGUGGCUUUCUCGUACUGGUUAUCAUCAUUAUUAUCGUGGUAAAACUGAAGAGAGGUAACGCCCGCCACAGUAAGGAACCUAACAUUAAAGAUCAAUACCUGACAAUGGAUGAAGCGUUUGACCAGAACUCUGGAGUCACGAAAGAGAACCCCAUGUACUUCAUUACGGACAUUGAGGAAGAUGAUGAUACGCAUGUGUAGUCAUACAAAAUGAAGAGAAACAAUGCUAAAAGAUCUGAAGUUAGAAAAGAGAAUGAAUGUCAUAAAAUGUGAGGUUUGUGAACGUAAGCGUCGAUUUGUCAUUAUAAGCCAUCGAUAGAACGUGUGGGAAUUUGAAAUGUGUGGGAAAAUCUUUAUAAUUGUGAGGAAUCGCACAAAGAGUACGUAAUGGAUUAUACUCAGCAGAGCCAUUUAUUU
Molecule: messenger RNA, 3378 nt
Organism: Saccostrea cuccullata (small rock oyster)
Lineage: Eukaryota; Metazoa; Mollusca; Bivalvia; Ostreida; Ostreidae
Product: neurogenic locus notch homolog protein 2-like
Exons: 10
Coding region: 7-3162 (1051 amino acids)
Biological process (GO): cell communication; Notch signaling pathway
Cellular component (GO): membrane
Molecular function (GO): calcium ion binding; Notch binding
Source: RefSeq, a predicted model, not a curated record